AUGGCCGUCAACUUUGCGAAACGAUGGUCCUCCUCGCGGAAAGUUGAUUCGAGCCGCCAUCAUAUUACAUUUUCAACUGAUCGACACGCUCAGCAAGUUGGUCAGACAGAGGCCGUUGAGGCAGAUGCAGAUUCCGAGGGCGCAAAGGCCAAAGUUUAUGGUGCAAUCGUUUGUGUUGCCACACUGGCGGGUCUGACAAGAACCGCCCGAGCAGACCUGACCGCCGCUGCAGACGGUACCGGAGGCGCACUGCGUGCUGCUCGUGCAAGCGCUGCACUUUCCGGACAGGCAGACCUGGCCGAGGGCGCAUUGCGCGUCCCCGGUACACGGGCCGCAACGGCCGCCGACGCAGACUUCGCCGUUGGAGCAGGACGUGCUGGAGAGGCAACCGGCGGUGCAGAGGCCAACGUUACAGACCUGACCAGCCGUCAUGGCACCGCAUUCGGCGUCGGUCGUGCAUGCGCCGCAGGUGCCGGACGUGCAGACUUGUCCAGCGUUGCACUGCGAGCCCGACGAGCACGCGAUGCAGCGACCUCCCGAGCACACUUUUCCUUCCGUGCAGGCGGCGUUGGAGGCGCAGCCUGCGACGCAGACGCCGGCGCUGCUGCUGCAGACCUGGCCGGCGAGGAUGGCGCUGCACUGAGCAUCGGCCGUACAGGCGCCGCAGACGCCGGCGUUGCAGACCUGGCCGGUGCCGCACUGGGACGAGGCGGUGCAGGCGACGCAGUGGCCGGCCGAGCAAAUCUGCUGACCGCCGCCGCAGUCGUUGCCGGACGCGCAGGCGGCGAUGCAGAGGCCGUUGCCGCAAACGAAGCCGGACCCGCAUUGCGCAUCGGCCGUGCAACCCCCGCAGCUUCCGGAGGUGCAGACAUUUCCGGUCGGGCAUUCGGAUGCCGCCGUGCAGCCUCCACAGCGGCCGUUCGAGCAGACUUGUCCGUUGGAGCAGGGCACGCUCUGGGAACAGCCGGGAACGCAGGCGCCGCCGCUGCUGCAGAUCUGGCCGGCGACGAUGGCGCUACACUGGGCGUCGGUCGAGCAGGCGCUGCAGCUCCCGGAGGAGCAGACCUGGCCGCUGGUGCAUUGCGAGCCGGAGGAGCAAGCGACGCAGAGCCCGUCGAGGCAGACGCGACCGCUGGCGCAAUCGGAUCUCGACGCGCAGCCGGUGACGCAGACGCCGGCGCUGCUGCAGUACUUUCCCGAAGCGCACUGGGAGCUGGCCACGCCCGAGGAGCAGACCUGGCCGCUGCUGCAUUGCGCGUUGGCCGUGCAGGUGCUCACGCACGCUCCGCCGCGACAGCUCUGUCCGGCACCGCACUGCGCGUCGGCGAUGCAGAUGGUGCAGAUGCCGAGGAGGCAAGCCUGGCCGAGGCGACCUCCCGCGCAGGUGCCGCCAAUGAGGGCGCAGGUGGGAGCGCACAGCGAGGACCUGCUAUCGCACGACUGGCCGCUCGGGCACGCGUUGGUGGAGGAGCAGCCGGCACAGAGGCCGGUCGAGGUGUUGCAGAGCUGUCCGGCGUUGCAGUCGCCGCUGUUGCUGCAGGAGCCGCAGGUCCCGUCGGCGCGGCAUACCUGGCCCGCCAGACACUGCGAGUUGGACGUGCAGGCGGCGAUGCAGAGGCCGGCGGCGCAGACCUGGCCCGUCAGGCAAUCCGACUUUUGGGUACAGCUCCCGCAGGCGUUGCCGACGCAGGCGAGACCGGUGUCGCACUGCGCCGUUCCGGUACAGGCGCCGCAUCGACCCGUCGCCGUCACGCAAACCUGGCCUCCGCCGCACUGCAGGUUGGUCGUGCACGCGGGCUGGCACGCGCUGGACACGCAUACCUGACCGACGCCGCACUCGAGGUCGGCGGCGCAGGCCCCGCACGCGCCGGAGAGGCACGCUUGACCGGCCCCGCAGUCGGCGUUGACGCCGCACGGCACGCAGAGCCCGCCGCCGCACACCUUGCCGCCGCUGCACUGCGAGGUGGAUGUGCAGCCGGCGCGGCAGACGCCCGCUUCGCAGACCUGUCCGCCGCCGCCGCACUGCGCGCUGAGCGUGCAGGCGACGCAGAGGUUGCUGAUGCAUACCUGACCGGUACUGCAGUCGCUCUUUUGCGUGCACGUCGUACAGAGCCCCGUCGAGACCUGACAGACGGCUCCGACGGCGCACUGCGUGUUGGAGGUGCAAGCUGCCACGCACCGUCCCGCGCUGCAGGCUUUCCCGGUGCCGCAGUCGGCCUUUUGGGUGCAUGCGCCGCACGAACCGGACACGCACGCCUGGCCGACGGCCGUGUUGCACUGCGCCGAAUCGCUGCAGACACCGCAACGACCGUUCAGGCAUACCUGUCCGGUCGCGCAGCCGAGGCUUGCUAUGCAGCCGCCGAUGCAGAGUCCCCCGGCGCAGAUCUGGUUCGACCCGACAGCGCCGCACUGGAGGUCGGUCGUGCAGGAGCCGCAGCCGCCCGGAGUGGCGCAGACCUGGCCGAUGCCGCACUGCGAAUUUUGCGUGCAGGCGGCGCAGAGGCCGGUCGCCGUGUCGCAGACUUGGCCCGCGGCGCAUUGGAUGUUGCUCGUGCACGCAGCUUGGCAGAUACCGGAGGCGCAGACGAGGCCGGCUCCGCAUUGGGCCGAGCUCGAGCAUCCGCCGCAGGCAUGAUCGACGCACACCUGGCCAGACGUGCAUUGCGAGUUGAGCGUGCAGCCAGCGCAUCGGCCCGAGGAGCAGAACAGCCCGGUGGGACACUGGCCGUUGAGCGUGCAGGCCGCUUGGCAGUUGCCAGACUCGCAGAUCUCGCCGACGCCGCACUGCGCGUCUGCCGUGCAGGAGCCGCAGACACCAGGCGGGAGAAGGCAAGCCUGACCUGCGAGACAUUGGCUGUUGGAGACGCAGGCUCCGCAGAAACCAAGGACACAGGCCUGGCCGGCGCUGCACUGGGCGCCAGAUGUGCAUCCGGGCUGGCACACGCCCGCGCUGCAGACGAUGCCGCUACUGCCGCAGUCGGAGGAUUGGGUGCAGGGCCCGCAGACGCCGGGACUGCCGAUGCAAGCUUGGCCAGUCGGGCACGGCGCCGUCCCGGAACAGGCUCCACAAGCGCCGGUCGAGGUGCACACCUGACCGGCGGAACACUGAGAGCUGGCGUCGGCGCUCGUGCGGCAGCCGGUUACGCAGCUUCCGAACUGACAUAUCUUUUGCGCACCGCAGUCGACGUCCACGGCGCAGGCCGGAAUCGCCGGCACGCAGCGGCCGGUCGUGCAGAUCUGGGUGCCGUUGCACUGCGCGGCGGUCGAGCAUGCUGCUGGACCGUGGCAGGUGUCUGCACCGAGGACCUUGCCGACGCAGUCUUCAUCCUCACGACAGGACGGGUCUGGAGCGACGCAGACACCACCCUGGCAGGCUUGGCCGCCGGUGCAGUCGUUGUCGGAAGCACAUUGCGGCGUGGCCGAGCCGCCGAGGGCGCAGACGCCAUCAAGACAGACGCACAGCCCCGGCAGGCGACACAUGUCGAGGCCGAGAACGCAAUCGGUUGCGCUCUGGCACGCCUUUUCGGCUAUGCAGACGCCGCUCUGGCAAGUUUGUGCCGUGGGACAGCCGCAAACACCCAGAACGCAGAUGCAGAGUCCGAGUCGGCAGAGCCCGACGCCGAGGAGGCAAUCACCAUUCGUGCCGCAGGAUGCCGAUGCCAUGUCCGGCGUGCACACGCCGACGGUGCAUAUUUGACCGACCGCACAGCCCGUGUUGCCACUACAGGAGAGCGUCUGCGCCAGGCACACGCCGAAGGCGUUGCAGUCGACGUUGUUGACGCAGCGUUGCAACGUCGAAACGCAGAGGCCCACACGGCAGACCUCGCUGUUCGCGCCGUUGCAAUCGCCAUCGGCUUCGCAGUUGAGCAACGUGGUCGGGAUGCACAAGCCGAUUCGGCAUGUCUCGGAACCGCCACAGUCGAUAUCGGCGGCGCAUGUUGUAAGGCCUGCGGUCAUGCAUAUACCUCCGGAGCAUAUGGGUGUGCUCGCAGGACAGUCGGCGGCAUCGGCGCACUUGUCAAGCAUCGAAGGGAAGCAGAAGCCGGCGGUGCAGUUUUGACCACUGGUGCAGCCGCUUUCUGGGCUGCAUGUUGGGAAAGACUGUGGAAGGCAAAGACCGGCGCGGCAGACCUUGUUGGCACCGCAUUGCGAGUCUGA
Messenger RNA from Drechmeria coniospora, 4158 nucleotides. RefSeq lists its product as uncharacterized. The coding region runs from base 1 to 4158 and encodes 1385 amino acids. The record is from RefSeq and is a predicted model, not a curated record. NCBI's taxonomy places the organism in Eukaryota, Fungi, Ascomycota, Sordariomycetes, Hypocreales, Ophiocordycipitaceae. The transcript has 8 exons.